AUGCCUACCCGUCUUCAUCACAACCGCAAGAAGCGCGGCCACGUCAGUGCCGGUCAUGGUCGUGUUGGUAAGCACCGCAAGCAUCCCGGAGGACGUGGUCUUGCCGGUGGUCAGCACCAUCACCGUAUCAACAUGGACAAGUACCAUCCCGGUUACUUCGGUAAGGUCGGUAUGCGUCGUUUCCACUUGACCCGCAACGGCCAGCACUGCCCCAUCGUCAACCUCGACACCCUCUGGUCCCUUGUCUCCGAGCAGACCCGCAAGAACGCCGCCAAGAAGACCGAGGUCGUCCCCGUUAUCGAUACUCUUCGUGCUGGAUACGGCAAGGUCUUGGCUAAGGGUCGUCUCCCUGCCCAGCCCGUCAUCGUCAAGGCCCGCUAUGUCUCCCGUGCUGCUGAGCAGAAGAUUAAGGCCGUCGGUGGUGCCGUCCAGUUGGUUGCUUAA
Molecule: messenger RNA, 444 nt
Organism: Linnemannia hyalina
Lineage: Eukaryota; Fungi; Mortierellomycota; Mortierellomycetes; Mortierellales; Mortierellaceae
Source: the annotation of a GenBank genome assembly